This is a messenger RNA of Phyllopteryx taeniolatus (common seadragon), 4891 nucleotides long. RefSeq names its product small nuclear RNA activating complex, polypeptide 4 (gene snapc4). The coding region runs from base 287 to 4144 and encodes 1285 amino acids. The transcript has 22 exons. NCBI's taxonomy places the organism in Eukaryota, Metazoa, Chordata, Actinopteri, Syngnathiformes, Syngnathidae. The record is from RefSeq and is a predicted model, not a curated record.
CCGGAUGUGACGAAUACGGAAGUUAUUCGCUGCCUGACUGGCAGAUAUCACAGUUGUUUUUGUCCGUAUAACUUUUUUGUUGUCUUCUUUGACAUGUAUGACAUUGUUGGACAUUGUUAAACUUUCUCGGAGCACGCAGAUCGUGACGCUCUGCCGUGCCGUCAUGUUAUGGCAUCGUUUGUGCUGUUUUGACGCAAAGCCUGCUGGGUAAUAUGCUAAGGCGCUAACCACAACGUGCGUUGGUCGAACGAACUCGAAAUGAUGACAAAGUGCACCUGAAGCGGUCAUGUCGUUGUGCGAGCAGAGGGACAGGAUCCAGCAGCAGGUGGAACUUCUGCAACGCCGUUUGUGUGCCAGCAACAGCGAACUGCAGCAACUCAGCAGCGACUCAGAUGACGAGUCCGGCGAAGACACGGACCUGGAGGCGGCGCCGUCCGUUGCAGGUCUGCUGGCUAGCAGGCAAAAGAUCGAGACAGAGAUCCAGAACCUGGAGAACAUUCUGGGACCGCACAGCCCCGUCAGUGUGUCAGAUGGUGACGACGACGACGACGACGACGACGGCGGCAACAGCAGCGGUGAAAGUGAGCUGGGUCUGUCCACCACCGUGGACUCGUGUCUUCAGAUGAACCUGGUGUACCAGCAGAUCCUUCAAGAAAAGCUCAAGCAGCUGGAGACUCUUCUGGCGCACAACCAGCGACAACAGAAGGAGGCAGUGGCUCAGCUGUCCGGGCCAAUCAGAGAAGCUUCCAAAGAAGAGCCCGCCUCCUCGUCGGCGUACCCGAAGCACGGCGCCUUGUUCCUGGGCCACUUCUUGAAGCCGUACUUCAAGAGCAAAGUCACAGGCCUGGGUCCUCCGGCCAAUCAGGAUGCGAAGGAGAAGAUGAUGAAGAUGAAGGGUUGCCUGGACAACAGCAAGAUGAAAGUCAAGCGAUGGGAGAGCUGGCAGAAAACCUUGCUGAUCAACUCCGUUUCCAAAGACGGUCUGAGGAGACUCCUCCAACCCAAGCUGUCCAGGUUGGACUACUUGACUCAGAAGUUGUCUUCAUCGGACAAGUCCGAAGACGAGAAGCGGCAGCUCAAAGCUCACGUUGAAAAUCUGGAGAAAGACAUUGAAUCCAUCAAAUUGAAGAAGGAGGAGGAGCUUGUCGGGGACCAGAACGAGUACCACGACUGGCACAAGAUCGCCAACAUUGACUUUGAAGGCUUGCGCCAGGCGGACGACCUUCGCCUCUUCUGGCAGAACUUUCUGCAUCCCUCCAUCAACAAGAACCGCUGGAGCGCUGAAGAGGUUCAGAAGCUUAAGGAGGUCAGCGCCAGAAACCAAGAGAGCAACUGGGACCUCAUCGCUAAGGAGUUACAGACGGGCCGCACCGCUUUCAUGUGCCUGCAGACGUUCCAGAGGUUCAUCUCGUCCUCUCUCAAGCGCGGGGCCUGGACCCCCGCCGAGGACCAAAAGCUCACGCAGAUGGUUGAGAAGAUGCGGAUCGGGAACUUCAUACCGUACACGCAGAUCUGCUACUUCAUGGAGGGUCGAGACACGCCGCAGCUCAUCUACCGAUGGAGUUCAGUUCUAGACCCCCAGCUGAAGAAAGGAACCUGGUCCACAGAGGAGGACCAGCUGCUGCUGAGAGCGGUCGCACGUCACGGGGAGAAGAGGUGGUGGAAGAUCCGCUCGGAGGUCCCCGGCCGCACCGACGGAGCCUGCAGGGACCGAUACUUGGACUGCCUGAAGGAAGGAACCAGGAGAGGAGCCUUUGACUUGGAUGAGCAGCAACUCCUCCUCCGGCUGCUGGACAAACAUGGCGCCGGUCGCUGGGCGAAGAUCGCGGCAGAAAUUCCACACCGCAACGAUGCUCAAUGUCUCAGAGAAUGGAAAAAAAUGAUGAGACGCGCAAAAGAGCCUUUGAAGACAAGACGACGAAUACCAAAGACCUCCCAGGAAACCAAGACCAUGAAGAAUGAGAAAACCAAGUUGAGGGCAAGCAUUAGGAGCCGUCUGCAGAGAAUCAAAGAGCAGGAGGACAGCAGCCAGGAAGACGAGGAUGAGGUCAAGUACAUGGACACUGGGGGCGAAGACGAGGAAACGGAAGAGAGUUCAAUGGACAGCAAGUGUGAGGAAGACGAGGCGGAUGAUGCAGAGGAGGACAACGAUUACUACCUGGUCCCACCCAUGCACCAGUGGAUUCCGCAGGAGGAAAGUCCAGAGUCCAGUUUCCACCGUGCAACGCUGGUGACGCUGGAGCCGGCAUCCGCCGACCCCCCGUCGGGCCCGGCGGCCGUCCGCUCCACGGUGGUGGCCGAGUUCGGCCGCUCGGUGGUGGUGGGCCCGCCGCCCCGGCGGCUGAGCUGGGAGGAGCGCCACGCGGGCGGCGCCAUGCUGAUGAUGUCCCAGGAGCAGCUGCACUCGCACCUGUCUCACCAGGCCAACAAGUACAACAAGCUCCGCCCCCGCCGCCACCCCCCCAAGAAGGGCCACGUGACGGUCACAGAGAUGGACUACAUGCUGCAAGCCGCCGUGUUACCUUGGGUGGGGAAUGUGCUCGUGCCCAGCCCAGCCACCCCCACGCUGGCCGACGCCCUCGGGGACAAGACGACGCUGAGCUCCACCCCUGUCUUCAGGCUCCUCCUCCGCGCCAUGACGGUGGAUGUCUCUGGCUGCAAAGACGUCAUCGUCAGGCGGGGCUGCGACAAGCUGACCCCACCCCCGUGGAGACCCCUCCUACCGCGCCCGCCACCGCCAAAGCCCGAAUUGACACCCGCCUUACCACCCCCACGCCACAAGAACCCCAAGACGGUGGCGGCCAUGUUGUACACCAACCGGGCCCGCCCCCCGGGGGUGAUGCAACGAGCUCCCCCCGCUGGCUUCCUCCCACACGGCCCUCCUUCAAUCUGCCUCGUGGCCACGCCCCCUUUGUUGCCCAAGGCACCUCUACCUCUGCGUCCUUUUCAAGUCCAACCACAGACGUGGUGCCGCCUCCCGUUUAUCCUCCCCUGCGCUCCUCCCAGGCCCCCUCCACCCUCCGUCUGGCUGCUAACCACGCCCCCUCUUUCUGGAGGCCUCUCUGGCCCCGCCCACCCGUCCUUGCCCACGUCCCCUCUUUCUGUGCACCUCGUGUCCCCACCCCUCCUCGCUGGCCCUGUACGCCCAUCCUUGACCACAACCGCUCUAGCUCCGCCCCCUCUCGACUGCUCUUCUGCGGCGCCCGCCUCGGCCCCGUCCGGCUCCGUCACUCGUGACCACGACUACAGCGGUCCUGCCCCCAAGCCGCCGCCCGCGAGGAGGAAGCGGGGGUGCGAGGAAGAUUCUGGGGGCAGAACUCACACCAAUGUGGGGAAGCGAAUCAGGAAGUCGAGUCAGAAGGCCCAGGCUUUGACCCGUGAGAGGAGGAGACAGGGUUGUCGUAAAUCCCAGCCCAAAAAGGGUGGCGCCGCACAAGUGACUUCCCCCCCCCGGGCGCACGUGCCGUCUUCAUUGGCCGCUUCCGGUGGGCUCGUUCAACUGCUGCAAGCUCUGCCUCCGGUGCCCCGCGGGCUCAGGCCCCUCCCCCCCGCAGGCGGGGCGGGCCUGAACAUUGACCCCUCCCUGGUGUUCUCGGGGUCGCCUGUGACGGUCGCAGAUUGGCUGGUCGGCCGUGGAGGCGUGGCCGUGCCGGAAUCGGGCGUGUCCCUGCCGUACCUGCCGCCGUGCAGCAGCAGCCUGAACGCGCUCGCUGCCGUCCUUGCUGACAAAACGAAGAACGCUAGUGCCGCCAGGCAACUUGUACAGCGCGCCACACAGGCCACGCCCUCUUGCCUGCCUGAAGACAGCGCUGACGAAACAAUGUGUUUGUUGCGAAGUUUGGUGAGGGAGCGUUUGGGAUCCAAUCCGGCGUUCCGGCUGCUGAAGGCUCGCUUCCUGUCAGUGUUCGCCCUCCCCGCCCUCCUCGCCACCCUGAGGCCCGUCGCCACGUUGACGUCGUCACGCGCACCUGAAGUCGAGAAGAAAGUGAAGAACGCCAAACAAAGGACACAAAAGCACAACGGAUGGAGAACGUUUUCAUGCGAUGGCUCGGGAUCUCCAGCCAAUCACUUCUCAGGAAUCAGCGCCACUGGCCCUGCCCUCCCUGCCCAGCCCCGCCCCAGUGAGGCUGUCAGCAACCAAUGAGAAGCUUUGAUUUGUUUUUAUUUGACUGUUCCUUGUUCAUGUCGUAUACCUGAACGCAUCGCAACGGUGAGUUCAGGAACCUUCGUCUGAGAUGUUUUGCAAUAAAGUUUUUUUUUUUUUUUUUUAAAUAAAGUUCAACAUCAGCUGAAAGGUUUUUAAAAGCUUGUUUUUUGUUUGUCGUGUGAUGCGUGGGUGGAGUUUGGUAGGCGGCGGCGGCGGCGGUGUGCCGCAAACCAACACAAACCUAACAUUUGCGCUAUUUGCGGACACACCGGGAAUCCCAAAGAGGUUUUCGCCAGCAGCCCGCGCCGCCAUCGUUUGGGAAGUUUCAUCAUUGGAAGGAAGAUGAAGAAGAAAGCGGAACAGGCGUCCCGGCAUUUGUUGAGGAUUCCUGGAAUGGUCCCGGAAUGCCCGCUUGCCUUCAGAAUUUGUAUAUUUUUUCCCAGGUGGUGUGCAGACUUGACAGAGGAGCAGCUGCCGUGUGGUCACGUGGCGGGCUAAAACAAAGACAAUGCGCUACCAAAACAUGGGGGGGAAAAAGGGUUCUUUUUGCUGCUUUGGAUUGUUCCUCGUGCUUUAUUUCUUAAAAAACAACACUGUCCAAAUAAGAGAGAGUCAAAAAUACACUUCCGGUGGGAAUGUUCGUGUGAAGGAACGAAGCGGAAGUGCUGGCGUUAUUGCGGUCGGGAAGCAGCACGAGCGGCUCAGCUGUUUUCAACGAGGAAUAAAAACAAACUUUGGAGUGUU